AUGUCGGCCCACUCGCCCUCGCCCCCCUCGUCCAGCGCCGCCGUGUCGCUCCCGCCCGCCCUCGUCGUGCCCUCGACACCGCGACCAGCACCAGCUCGCCGGGCCAAGGCCUCGGAUGGGUCCAACUCGGACGAGCUCGCACGCGCCGAGGUCCUCGAGCUCACCCUGUUUGCCGAGAAGAAGGAGUGGAUCGAGGACAAGAUCAAGUUCCUCUCGGCCCUGCCGCCCGUCGACGUCGUCUCGCCCGAGCCGCCUCAUCCCGCCACAGCAACUCGCGCAGAGCUCGACGCGUGGUGGGCCGAGCACGACCGCAUCGAGACCGAGGUGGACGAGUACGACAUGGGCGACCUUGCGCGCAUGAGACAGUUCGCGCGCGACAAGAGCAAGCAGGCGCUGUCGCCUCGCGACACCGACCUCAUCGAGAUCACGCUCACGACCCUGUUCGCCGUCGACCGGCUCCUGCACCUCUUGCGACAGAGGCGCAAGGCGCUCACGCUCCUCGGUUACCGUCUCCAGUGGGAGGACGCGGUCUCAACGGCCUGGGCGGCGCAGCGGCAGAUCAUCGCCGACCUCUCGACCUUCCUCGCCAACGCGGCAUGGGCACUACCGGCGUCUGCCGCUCCACGUCUGCGCCAGCCGUUCGACGACGCCGCCUCGCUCUCGACCUCGCCUUCCCUCUCCUCCCUUUCCUCCCUCGCCUCGUCCCGAUCCCUUUCCCUCCUCGUCGCACCCGUCACGUCAUCUCCAACCACGCCCUCACUGCGCGCCUCGACGCGGACGCACCUCGUCACCCUCCAGCACUCGGCCCUCUCGACCCUCGCGCACCAGCUCCACACGUCCCUCGUCCCGGCGUCCGCCACCGCCCUCGACAAGCUCAUCGACGCUUCGCCGCAAUCGCUCCCCGAGCCGUUCCUCGACGAGCAGGACCGCCUCGAGGCCGAGUGCAGCACCGCCGCACGAGGCCUGCGCGAGUUCCUCGACGGCGUCAGCGCGCAGCGCACCCAGGCCGACGCGCUUGCCGCCGACGCCGCCGCCGUCUCGACUCGCGUCGUCGCUGCAGCAGGCGAUCGCGCCGUGCUCGCCGACCUGCGCGCCGUCGCCCUCCCGGCACUGCACGGCGCGCUCGCGCGCCUGCCCGUCCCGACGCACGCGCUCGCGCCUGCGCAGCGCGCAGCGAAUGCCGGCGCGCGCUCGGCGCUCGAGGGCCUCGUCGACGCGGCGGAGGAGGCUGUUGUGCGGGCCGAGGGGCGCGCGAGGGCAAGGGCUCGGCUCGACGAGGUGCAGGGGCAGGCGCAGCGGGCGCGAGAGCGGCUCGAGGCGAUCGAGGCCCGUUGGCGGGGCCUCGUGCACGAGUCGCCGCACGGCGUCGUCGAGUCGGCGAGCGCGCCGCAGGAGGAGCGGGACCGCGACGCGGCGCUCGAAGCGCUCGAGCCCGAGCUGCGCGACGCCGUCGCCGACGCGCGCGCCGUCCAGCCCGACGCAGCGCGCGUCAUCGUCGCCGCGCGCGAGGCCGGCGUGCCGCGCGAGCUCGUCAAGGCGGUUCGAGGGGCGGCAGAGGAGCUGAGCGCGCUCGUCGGCGAGGUCGAGGAGCGGGUCGAGGCGGAGCAGAGGUGGCGGGAGGGCAGGGAGGCGGCGAGGGAGGUCCUGCGCGCACUAGCGCGUGCGAGGGAGCGGGUCGAGGAGGGCGUGCGGGCGUUGACGGACGAGGCGAGGAGAGCGAGGUGGACCCGGGCAGCGCCGGCGGACGACGAGGCGGCAUCGCCGCGUCGACCUGUCCUCGACAACGUCCGCGUCGCGCAGGACGCACUGCUCGUGCCAGUACUCGCGCGAGUCGACGCUCUCGCCGCCGCCGGGCAGCCGCCGCCGCCGCUCGCCUCACCCGCAGCGGAGCUCGUCGCCGCUCUGCGCGAGGACACGACCGCCGCCCUCGAGUCGCUCGAGCGCCUGUGCGGCAGAGUCCUGGCGCAGAAGAUCGCCGUACGGGCGCUCGACGUCGAGCUCGGCGUCGUCGAGGGCGACCUCGCUCAACUCGCCGUCGAGGUCGAGGCGCUCCGGCCCGGCGCGCCCUUGUCGCCGCUCGAGGAGCGCCUCGCCCAGUGCGCCGCCUCUCUCGAGCGCGUCACGUCGUCGGCGCACGCGCGAGUACCACUCCUCGCCGGCCCGGCGCCUGCAGGCGGCCGCCCCGAGCCGCCCUUCGACCUCGCCGAGCAGGACGGCGCCGUGCGCUCGUACGUCAACGAGCGGUGUGCGCGCGCGAGUGGGUCGGUCGACGAGGUGAGAAGGAGCUUGUGCGAGGUUGAGCAUGGGAGGGCGGUGGCCGCUUGGGACGAGGCGGUCGAGCGGCUCGAGCGCGAGGUCGCCGCCAUCGAGAAGGAGGCGGAUCACCCGGACGAUGCAUCCUUUGCAGCCCACCUUUCGCGCCUCGACACCCUCGCCGUCACCGACCUCCCGUCGACCACCUCCUCCCUGUCGCACCUCCUGUCCGACCCGUGCGCCACCUCCCGUCGCUUCGCCACCUCGCACGCCGACCGCCAGACCCGUCUCGACAAUCUCGCGGUCAGCUUCGGCGCUGCGCGCGAAUCUCUCGUCGCCGCGCAGGCCGAGCGGCGCGCACAGCGGGCAGCGCUCGUCUCUGCCCUCACCGACCGAGCCGACACCUUCAUGGCCAUCGUCGGCGACGCAAAGCGCGCACGCCUCGACGGCGAGGGUGUGAGCGAGAUGCUCGCCUCGAGCAGCGCCGCCUUGCUCAAGUCGGCCGACCUCGCCGAGCACUCGGCGCUCGACCGCCCCGCGCUCGAGCGCCUCGAGCGCAGCCUUGCGAGCCUGCGCGAGCGCCAGACCGAGACGAGCGCCGCCCUCGACGCGCUGCGCGAGCAGGUCGCGAGCUCGUCGGCCGAUGUCGAGGCCCGGGCGGCCGUGUCGGCAGCCGAUGCCGCCGCCGACUCGGGCCGCGUUGCCCUGCAGGCGGUCGAGGCGGCCGUCGGUCGCGUGCAGGAGAUGAGCUCGAGUUGGGCGUCGAAGCGCGACGAGGUGUUGCGGGACCGGCGGCGCGAGGCAGUCGCAGCACCCGCAGCCGCUGCCGUCGCCGCCGUCGCACGUACUGCCGACGCUCAGCGCAGCCGCAGCCCUCCUCCUGGGCCUCGAGCUGUCGGCGGCGGUGCCGCAGGCGUGCAGGUGCUCGUCACCGCGUCGUCGGCGAGCGUGCCGGAAGAGCCGCCCUCAACCCCGACCUCGGCAGAGCCGACGGCGCCCAUCGUCGUUCCGCCCUCGUCGCCCUCGCCGUCGUCAGGUCGUCGACGAUCGCUCGGCUCGCUCAGCCCAGUCGGUCUCGGCCCCGACGAGGGCGCAGCCGACGACCCGUUCGGCUCCGCUCCUGCCGCACAAGAUCCUUUCCACCUCGACUCGCCGGGCUUCGACGAGCCGGCUUCGGUCGUCCACCUGCGCCAGUGCAUGCAGAAGGCAACUGCGCACGAGUGGCUCGACGCCGACGCCGUGCUGCAGCUCCCGAGCGCCGCCGACGCCCACGAGGUCGAGCAGCUCGUCGCACGUUGCCGCGCCGACCUCGACGACCUCGAUCGACUACCGCACGAGCGGCUCCUGUGGACCGACCUCGACGCGCUCAAGGCCGAGCAGCAGAGCAAGGAGACGGCCGCCGCGCGAGUGAGCGCGCUCGCGCGGUUCGCCGAGCGAGUUGCGGCGGCCGAUCUCGCGCUCAGCGACCUCCUCGUCGCCGUCGACGCUACCACGCCCGCCGCAUGUGCGCCAUCGCCUGAGCCUGGCUCGACGCCGGCCCUGUCGCUCGCCGAGGCGCUCGUUGCCGCCAGCGAGGCGGUGACGGCCGUGCGCGUCGGCGCCAUCCCGGUCGUCGACGACGCUCGCGUCGCACGAGCGAUCGAGCGCAUCGAGGAGAGCUGGUCCGAGCUCCUCGGCCUCGUCGAGGACGUGCGGCCGCGGUCGGGCUCGACGGCGUCCACCUCGAGCUCGUCAUCCCGUCACCUGACGAGGGGCACGGGCCCGUCUGCGGUACCUCGCACGCCAUCUCGCACGUCGCAGGCGUCGAACAGCAGCUUGAGCGUCUCGUCGAGGUCCAGUUCUCGCACGUCGUCGUUGGCCUCAACUCGCUCGCCUCGCCCCUCGAGCGGCACUUCCUCCGCCCGGCACGAGACCGAGAGCGGCUUCGGCGCCCCGCAGACGCCGCGCUCGACAAGGAGCAACCACGGCAACGCGACGCGCGAGACGUCGACGUUGAUCCGCCGCCGCCAGAGCGCGCUCCCGGCCACGACACCUCGUCGUGCGCCGUCCACGGCUCAAAGGCCGACAUCGACCGCCGCGCACCCGUUCUCCUUCGACACGCCUGUCCGCGGCCGUACCGCCCAGUCGACGUCGACGCCGUCGACCGCUCCUCGUCGCACCCUCGCCGCCUCGACUCGUCGCGAGAGCUCGACCCGGAGCACCUCGGCUCCCCGCACGAGCCCCUCCUCGACCUUGAGCGCCUCGUCUAGCGGCCUCUUUUCCCCGCAAAAAUCGCACACCCCGUCCAGCAGCUCGACCCGAUCGUCCUUGCGCCAGUCGACCGCCUCGACCGCCUCGACCCGCACGGCCAGCAUCGCCUCGUCGCGCUCGAGCACCAUCCUCAUGCGCACGCCUCAGCCGAGCAUCAAAGCGACAUCGCCGCCGUCGAAGCGCAACGCCAAAGCGCAGCACUACAGCGCCAACUUGGACAACAAGCUCGACCGCGAGGUCGGCAGCAUCAUCAACGCGCUCCCGCAGCACGUCCAGAUCCCGAUCCGCAUCGCCGAGGGCAAGUGGACCGACGAGAGCGGCGUCUACAACAUCGGCGGGCGCCUGUACUUCUGCAGGAUCCUGCGCAGCAAGCAGGUCAUGGUCCGCGUCGGCGGUGGAUGGCUCAGCCUCCUCCAGUUCCUCAUCACCCACUUUGGUCAAGUCGACGGCCUCACGAUCUCGCCUUCCUCGUCUCUCUCGAAGAACCUCGGCUCGAGCAAGUCGCAGUGGGUCGCCGCCGACAGCGUGCGCAACCAGCUGGCCGCCUCGACGUCGGGCACCUCUUUGCGCGACCUCCUCGCGUCGUCCGUCUCGAGCACCGCCCUUUCCGACCUCGCGUCCUCCGCCUCGGCCACGCCGCUCCGCCAAUCGCUCAACAGACACGUCGAGGUUCUUCCGAGCCCUCGACGGCCGCGAGGCAGCGACAUCGGGCUCAACAGCGUGCCGCCGUCCGGGCCCCGUUCAGCAGCUCCGCCGACACCGCGUGCGCCGAGGACGCCCCGCCCGCCGGUCCCGAUCUGGCGCCCAUAA
Molecule: messenger RNA, 5313 nt
Organism: Rhodotorula graminis WP1
Lineage: Eukaryota; Fungi; Basidiomycota; Microbotryomycetes; Sporidiobolales; Sporidiobolaceae
Exons: 8
Coding region: 1-5313 (1770 amino acids)
Molecular function (GO): microtubule binding
Source: RefSeq, a predicted model, not a curated record